Molecule: messenger RNA, 927 nt
Organism: Pseudogymnoascus verrucosus
Lineage: Eukaryota; Fungi; Ascomycota; Leotiomycetes; Thelebolales; Thelebolaceae
Gene: TIM17
Product: translocase of the inner membrane
Exons: 4
Coding region: 238-717 (159 amino acids)
Biological process (GO): protein import into mitochondrial matrix
Cellular component (GO): mitochondrial inner membrane; TIM23 mitochondrial import inner membrane translocase complex
Molecular function (GO): transmembrane protein transporter activity
Source: RefSeq, a predicted model, not a curated record
AUCUAACAAUUUCCCACGCUCCGCCGAACGACGACAACCCUUGGGCCCCAUCUCUCAUCACCAGGGCCGCUAUACCACGUAAUACCCACCACAGCCUCUCCUUCGCGAAUCCGAACGGAGCCAACGCCUCAACGACGCCGACCGAACCGGCCAGCCUCGCAACUUUCCGUCCAUCAACGGGCCUUGAGGAGUUUGGGGGGAUUUGAGAAAGCGGGACAUAUACAGCCAUUAUAGAAGAUGGAUCACACCCGAGACCCAUGUCCGUGGGUGGCACUCAAUGAUUUCGGCGGUGCCUUUUCCAUGGGAGCCAUCGGAGGCGCUGUGUGGCACGGUGUCAAGGGCUUCAGGAACUCGCCGUAUGGUGAGCGUAGGAUUGGUGCGCUCACGGCUAUCAAGGCGCGAGCGCCUGUGCUGGGUGGAAACUUCGGUGUCUGGGGUGGCUUGUUCUCGACUUUCGACUGCGCGGUGAAGGGGAUUCGCAAGAAGGAGGAUCCGUAUAAUGCUAUUAUUGCUGGAUUUUUCACGGGUGGAGCGUUGGCUGUCAGAGGCGGCAUGAAGGCGGCGAGGAACUCGGCGAUAGGAUGUGCCUGCCUGCUCGCGGUUAUCGAGGGUGUCGGAAUCGGAUUCCAGAGGAUGAUGGCGGAGAACACGAGAUUAGAUUUGCCACCACCACCUCCUCCUCCUUCCGACAGCAAGGCUAUGCCAGCCCUGGCUUAAGCUUUCUUCCGAUACGCUUCGAACGCGUACCGCCUCUCAACUCUUCUAUAUCCUCGCCAACAGUGGCAAGGAUUGUUGCAUAUCUGCGAGAUACUGGACUGGGAACUUUUUUUAAAACGUGUUUGUUUGCAUAGGUGGUGGGAACGGUGUAUUAUAUAUAUGUGUAGAAGGAUACUUGUGCUAAAAAGAUAAUGAAAUCAGAUUCGAAAC